Meloidogyne enterolobii is the source of this 2649-nucleotide messenger RNA. Lineage: Eukaryota; Metazoa; Nematoda; Chromadorea; Rhabditida; Meloidogynidae. The record is from the annotation of a GenBank genome assembly.
AUGGACGAGGAUCUGGAGUUGGAUUAUGAUGAAAUUAUGCCUGAGGAGCCAUCGAAAAAAGAAGAGUCAAAACAGGUUCAGUCCAAAAAUGAAGACAAAUGGAAGGGGUAUAAAAUCAGAAAAUUUCCUGAAUUUCAGAACCGACCUGAGCUACACUAUGAAAAUGGAAAAUUACGAUCUGUAAUUGCGAAAGUCCCAGCUCACCCAACCGUCAGAAAUGAACGCCGUAGGCAAAUUUCACCAACCCGUAACCGUGGCAGCUAUCUUAAAAAUGAAGAAAAUAAAAGAAGGCCACCAGUAAAUGAGCGGGAGGUGAGUAAGAAGAAAAAACCGACGGUUCCUCGUUUCGAGGAAUUGCCGCAAGAAGAGCCAGAGCCGCCACCCCAACAAGUGAAAAUAAAAAGAAGAGGCCCGAAAGAAACGAUAGAAGUGCUUAAAGGAUGGGGGCUAUUGGAAGAAUGUUUGCCUGGUCGAGGGGAGCAUAGAGAUUGUCGGUUAUUGAAUUUGGAGGCUUUGAUAGGUAAUUGUGGAGGGGCUUAUGAGAAGAUAGCACCGCGAUCAAACUCCCAUCACUACCGUACUCUUCUCCAAACUUUUGUGGUAGAAUGGACCUUUCGAAGUUUCCAUGGAUCGGCUCAGUCAGAGAAGGAAAGGGUGGACGCUGCUAGGGAUUUAAUGAUAAGGGUGUUAGAAAAGCCGGCCGAAGCACUUUUGGCUUGGGAAGAAGCACUACCCAUACUUAAGCCACAAUCAAAAGAAGCAAACGAUUGGCCACUGGCAACGCUGAAACGCCUGAUGGAAAUAAGGAAGAGCCACUGUCAAUUAGCUUUGCGCAACCUUACACUAGAGCCCAACAAAGCGAUUAAUGUAGUAAAAGAAGAAGAGUGGGCCAGGGCGAGUACAAAGGAAGGGCAGUCGGCUGCUGGACUUUUGUCCCAGCGGUGGGCGCGCGUUUUAACCGAAAUGAAGGCUGAAGAAGUUUAUGGAAAAGAAGUAAAAGUUAUGCACACACCAACUUUAAUAAUUGGCGACAAAUUGGGUGUGGAUUUUGGCACUCAAAUGAUGAAGUUGUUUGCGUCCGGACCACAUUCUCCUCAUCAAUUAGCCACGUUGGUCCCAAACAAAAUUUAUGUGGGGAACGAGGUGAAUAGUGUAGUGGUUUUAAUGGGCCGGGACUACAUUAAAGAGGUUAACGGGCCACCAGAAGAAGUUAAGAAGGCUCUUAGAGAACUGUUAAGAAGUUUAAGGGGGCUAGUGAAGAAGAUAGUGAUAGUGGCACCCCCAUUGGUACAGACGAAAAAAGUAGAAUUUGAAAGACUCUACUCAAUGAUGUCGGAAGUGUGCAAGGAAACUUCCGGUGUUGAGGAGAAGAAGGCAUUUUGCCCAAAGAAAAGGGAAGUCCCACAGGAAGACAACAACAAGCCUGGGACUUCUGGAAGCGGUCGGACGAGAGGGGCCCCAAGAGUCUUCGUCACCCGGGGAAGCUUUUUGGCCUUCCUGGUAGUUUUGGCGCUGGCAACAACAAUAGGUGUUUCGGCAACUCCACCAGAAAUUGAGGCAAGUGGAGGAACGGGAGUAAAUUGGGCAGGGGUUUUUUGCCUUCUGGCCACAUUAUUCUUUAUUUUUCAGUCGAACGCUAGCAGCUCUGUUUCAGCAAUAUGGGGGUGUUAUGGCUUGAUUGGAGUAACACAGGCAAUGAACUUGGAUGCGUAUUGGUGCCGAUUUGGCGAAUCGCAACUAUGGGACUUGUCAAAAAAGGUCAGCUGCUUAGAUAUAAAGUCCCCGGAAAUAAAGACAGCACCCCUGGCAAUAAAUAUUUACGAAAAAAUCGAAUCACCGUUAGUCUUUGGGGCUUACUGGUGUGAGAUAAGACGGGACAUUACCACCUACUAUUCAAAUUGGCUGGGUGAUAUCUUCCCUAAACACGAAACCGAAUGGUGGGAGCUCGAAGGCGAGGAAUGCCUUUUAAUGGGUAGGAAGAAAAAAUGCCCAUUCGGGGUAAUGAUAGAUUCGGGAGCUGGAGGCUAUAUGACAAAAAAUGCCUUGGAGAUGAAGAAGCCCGGAUUUUUCGAAAGGGUGUUAAAUACAGAGCUCCAGGCUAAUGUUUCCAAUUGUUACGUGCAUAACGCGACUAUUUUGGUGGACCGAGAAACCUGGGAAGUCACCAUACCUGGAGGGGUAAGAAAAGGAAGUUGCUUUCUCAAAAAUGGAAGCUGCCCUCUAAUAAAUUCUAUUGUGACCUGGGAAGAAAUGUUGCCUGUGGAUAGAUGUAAAUUUGGGCUCAUUAAAUCGAAUUGGGCCGGGGAAGUUGAGUUGGAACAUCGAAUUUGGUCUACCCCCACCCAGGACUUUGUUCUGAGCUGGAAAGAGCCGAAACGUAUUAUAGAUUGUGGGAUUAGAGCUCUUGUCGUUUCAGACCAAGGGCUAGCGAUAACUGAGGUACAGUACAAACAAUUAAUGGAAAUUGGAACUAGGAAUAGGAGGGGACUCAUUUCCGGAGCGAUAAUGGCGGGAGCAGACACGGCUGGAUCUUUCGGAGCCAUUCGUGCGCUCAACCGUACCCUUGCGGCGAUAGCCAAAGAGAACUGCCUCCAAAAGUCCCGAAGGAUGGCCGAGCUCACAAGAAAUACAAGCCAGAUGGGCUGCUGA